CUCUGCUGAUCUGAGCUCUGCGGGGCAGCAGGAACCUGCAUCCUCCCUGAAGCAUCUCCAGGGCCUCGGUGACCCCUGUCCAUGGUGAGGCCCCCACAGGGACGUGCUGAUGGACGGGCUGAGGAUGAAGGAGACCCCACGGCGAGGCUCUGAGAGGGAAGGACGCGCCCGGGUCACCCUCACCUGGAAGGGGCGUCUCAGGAAGACACCGGGUCUGUCAUGGGAAUGAGAGCCAGGCUGUCAAGCAGGGGCAGUUCCCCUUCCUGUGGGGCUGCUGACGUGACAGCCCCGUGACGGGGAGGACCAGCCUCCCGGUGGACACACCCUCGGGUCUCCGUCCUGAGGGCACCGUGGUCUCCUCCAUCUGCACCGCCUGGACCACAGGGACGAGACGCCAUGACCCCCAGCCUCACGGCCCUGCUCUGCCUCGGGCUGCGUGUGGGCCUGAGGACCCACGUGCAGGCAGGGACCCUCCCCAAACCCACCAUCUGGGCUGAGCCAGGCUCUGUGAUCCCCUGGGGGAGCCCCGUGACCAUCUGGUGUCAGGGGACCCUGGGGGCCCGGGAGUUCCGUUUGGAUAAAGAGGGAAGCUCAGCUCCCUGGGACAGACAGCCCCCACUGGAGCCCAGGGACAAGGGCAAGUUCUCCAUCCCACACAUGACACAGCCCUACGCAGGGAGAUACCACUGUUAUUAUCUCAGCCCCACUGUCUGGUCAGAGCGCAGUGACCCCCUGGAGCUGGUGGUGACAGGGGUCCACAACAAACCCACCCUCUCAGCCCUGCCGAGCCCUGUGGUGACCUCGGGAGGGAACGUGACCCUCCGGUGUGGCUCAUGGCAGGGAUUGGACGGGUUCAUUCUGACUAAGGAAGGAGAACACAAGUCCUCCUGGACCCUGGAUGCACAGCGACGCCCCUAUGGGCAGACCCAGGCCCUGCACCCCGUGGGUCCCGUGACCCCCAGCCACAGGUGGACGUUCAGAUGCCACGGCUUUAACAGGGACAAACCCCAGGUGUGGUCAGCCCCCAGUGACCCCCUGGAGCUCCUGGUCCCAGGUGUGUCUGGGAAGCCCUCCCUCCUGACCCCGCAGGGCCCUGUCGUGGCCUCUGGACAGAGCCUGACCCUCCAGUGUCGCUCUGACGUCGGCUACGACAGAUUCGCUCUGUCCCAGGAGGGGGGACAGGCCCUCCCCCAGCGCCCUGGCCGGCAGCCCCAGGCUGGGCUCUCACAGGCCGACUUCCCCCUGGGCCCGGUGACCAGCACCCACGGGGGCCGGUACAGAUGCUACGGUGGGCACAGCCUCUCCUCCGCGUGGUCGGCCCCCAGCGACCCCCUGGACGUCCUGGUGGCAGGAUGGUUCCCUGACACGCCCUCCCUCUCGGUGCAGCCGGGCCCCGUGGUGGCCUCAGGAGAGAACGUGACCCUGCUGUGUCAGUCAGGGAGCAGGACGGACACUUUCCUUCUGUCCAAGGAGGAGGCAGCCCGUCCCCCACUGCGUCUUAGAUCAAAGUACCGAGGUCGGCAUUUCCAGGCCGAAUUCUCCAUGAGUCCUGUGACCUCAGCCCACAGUGGGACCUACAGGUGCUACAGCUCACUCAGCAGUAACCCCUACCUGCUGUCACACGCCAGUGCCCCCCUGGAGCUCGUGGUCUCAGCCUCACACCCCCAAGGCUACACAGUGGAGAAUCUCAUCCGGAUGGGCGUGGCUGGCUUGGUCCUGCUGGGCCUCGGGAUUCUGCUCUUUCAGGCUCCACACGGCCACGGAGGAACCCAAGAUGCAGCCAGGAGCUGAACACAAGAGAGGACCAUGCACCGUCCCGAGUGGCGGGGCCCUGGACAUGACCUUAUGUGCCCAGGAGGUUCUGGAAGAGAAUCUGCAGCACGUGUUGUGUGAACUGUCUGACCGGGGAGGGAGAGACACGGUGUGGGUGCAGGAGAAGGUGUGGGAGUCCCUGUGGAGGCCUGGGCCUCGGUUAGCCGUGGUGCCUUCCCUCCCCACCAGUGGUGACUCUCGCUGACUGCCCCGUCCCCUCUCAGCCCUGUGCCGUGAGGCGCAUCCCACGUGGCAGGUCUGCGUCCACACCUUACGCAUGUUCUUGCUCUGGCCC
Balaenoptera musculus (blue whale) is the source of this 2107-nucleotide messenger RNA. RefSeq names its product leukocyte immunoglobulin-like receptor subfamily A member 6. The record is from RefSeq and is a predicted model, not a curated record. Gene Ontology annotation, biological process: cytokine-mediated signaling pathway. Bases 397 to 1791 code for a protein of 464 amino acids. Gene Ontology annotation, molecular function: inhibitory MHC class I receptor activity. Lineage: Eukaryota; Metazoa; Chordata; Mammalia; Artiodactyla; Balaenopteridae. The transcript has 7 exons.